AUGAGCAUGGAGGAGAUGCUGAAAAAGAUCAUGGCUGAUCAAGACCAGUUAGCUGAUGAUGUAAACGUGGUAGGUACUCGUAGUAGUUUGCAAUUGGAGGAGUUAGCUCUUAAGAAGAGGAACACUGAAACUGCGAAUAGAGAAAGCGAACCCAAGGAGAGCAAAGUUGUUGUACAAGAAGAAAAAGUGCAACCAAUAGUGAAACCACCUCCUCCAUUCCCUCAAAAGUUCAAGAAACAGAAGAAGGAUGAAUGUUUUGGUAAGUUCCUUUCUCUUUUGAAACCAGUUCACAAUAACUUACCACUGGUAGAUGUUUUGCAGGGUAUACCCAGGUUUGCGAAAUAUGUGAAGGAGAUUAUGGCGAAUAAAAUGAGACUGACUGAAUAUGAAACUAUUGCACUUACUGAAGAGUGCAGCUCCAAGAUCCAAAAUAGGUUGCCCACUAAACUGAAAGAUCCAGGCAGCUUUACUGUUCAUAUCACUAUAGGGCAUAACAUUCAUGCGCGAGGAUUAUGUGAUCUAAGAGCUAGUAUAAAUUUGAUGCCAACGUCUCUGUACAAAAAACUGGGGUUGGCUAGUCCUAAACCUACUACCAUCAUCCUAUAG
This is a messenger RNA of Solanum stenotomum, 606 nucleotides long. RefSeq lists its product as uncharacterized. The transcript has 2 exons. The coding region runs from base 1 to 606 and encodes 201 amino acids. NCBI's taxonomy places the organism in Eukaryota, Viridiplantae, Streptophyta, Magnoliopsida, Solanales, Solanaceae. The record is from RefSeq and is a predicted model, not a curated record.